Messenger RNA from Spea bombifrons (plains spadefoot toad), 747 nucleotides. RefSeq names its product olfactory receptor 5L1-like. Lineage: Eukaryota; Metazoa; Chordata; Amphibia; Anura; Pelobatidae. Gene Ontology annotation, molecular function: G protein-coupled receptor activity; olfactory receptor activity. Bases 1 to 747 code for a protein of 248 amino acids. The record is from RefSeq and is a predicted model, not a curated record. Gene Ontology annotation, biological process: G protein-coupled receptor signaling pathway. Gene Ontology annotation, cellular component: membrane. The transcript has 2 exons.
AUGAACAAGACAACAAUUGAUGAGUUCUGGCUUCUGGGAUUUGAGAAUAUACACGGCCUUAAAAUCAUGCUUUUUCUUCUGUUUCUAAUAAUUUACAUGUUAACAUUAUUUGCUAAUUUCACAAUCAUAUCGUUUGUCUCCAUAAGUCACCAUAUGAAUUCCCCGAUGUACUUCUUCCUCAGCCACCUGUCUCUCAACGACCUCCUUCUCUCCACAACCAUUGUACCUGAAAUGCUGCAGGUUAUAUUGAGAGAAGGGAGUUCUAUAUCCCGAGCUGGCUGCUUCACCCAAUUAUACUUUUUCUCUGUGCCAAUUGUUAACGAAUGUCUCCUCCUCACCGUGAUGUCCUACGAUCGAUAUUUGGCCAUCUGUAACCCAUUGCGUUAUUCCUCCAUCAUGGACCUCAAGCUUUGUGUUCUUCUUGCAACUUUUUCUUGGGUAUGUGGUUUAGUGUUUGCUUUCCCACAUAUUGUUCUUUUGUACAAGAUGACAUUUUGUGAGUCAAAUACAAUUAACCAUUUUUAUUGUGACCUUCCUCCACUUCUCAGACUUUCCUGUUCAGACAUAUCAGUUAGUAAAACAGUAAGUGUUUUUGAAUCUAUCCCUUUAGUAUUUCUACCUUUUAUUUUUAUUUCUAUGUCUUAUAUAAACAUCAUUGUCGCCAUCCUCCGGAUCUCUACAUCAGCUGGAAGACAAAAAGCCUUCUCCACCUGCACAAAAAAAGUAGCAGCUAUUGUUAUGAGUUAA